Messenger RNA from Theileria annulata, 2493 nucleotides. RefSeq lists its product as uncharacterized. Lineage: Eukaryota; Apicomplexa; Aconoidasida; Piroplasmida; Theileriidae. The transcript has a single exon. The record is from RefSeq and is a predicted model, not a curated record. The coding region runs from base 1 to 2493 and encodes 830 amino acids. Gene Ontology annotation, biological process: regulation of DNA-templated transcription. Gene Ontology annotation, molecular function: DNA-binding transcription factor activity.
AUGAAUAAUGAUACAUCAGUAGACUACUCAAGCGGGCAUAAAAAUCCCGAAAACUCAGUAGAUAACAGCUCACAUUCUCUUAAAGAGAAUACUAACGUAAAUGAUGUAGAUACUCUCUUGAGUUGUAUAAACUUAUGGCAGAAGGAGAAUAAAGAAAAUUCAAAGCUCCAGAAGCUGGAUACUUUCAAGAACAUCUCAACAAAUCCGUACAAUUCUACGGACGCUUUGUUGAAACAAGAUAUUAAUAAAAUAAAUGGAACCAUUAAUGAGGGGUUUAUGAAUUUACUUGCCUUAAAACCUGAUGUAGAAGAAGGGAAGAUGACGCAUGAAGAGUUGUAUAAACAUUCAACCGGUAUACAAAACAACUCAAUAGUAAAUCUUGAAAAUAAAAAUAUUAUUUCAAAUUUAAAUUAUCCAAUUGACUAUUAUUAUGAUAAAAUGGAACUCUCGAGGCAUAAUGGCAAGGACAACGCCAGUACCAAUGCAAAUUCAAGUGAUGGGACAAUGGGGAAUGGACAAUCGGAGUUUACAUCGAGAUCCAUAACUAAAACAAUGGGUUCAAAUAACCUAAAACCGGAAGGAAAUGGUGAAUUGAGUAGCUUUAAUCAAAAUAAAAGGGUUGCUGAUACAGAUAAUGUUGACGACAACCAGAAACAUGUAGAUUAUAACCGUGAAAAUACUAAUAGUAAUCCAAACUAUGUAAAUUAUAAGUCGACAAAUUAUGAAAACAAUAAUUUGCAAGACCAACAAAAUGUAGAUGUCAACUAUAUCGAGGAAUUUAAAGGAAUGGUCGGAAACUUGAUUAAUGGUGAAAACUACCAAGCCUCCAAUCAAAUGAUCAAUGCAUCAAACAGAAAUUUUCAACACGAUAACAUAUUAACAAGUGAUAACGUUAUGAUUGAUAGGGAUUUUGAUGAUGAAUUUGAGAAUGAAGUGAAUCCAAUACUGUCAAUGUGUAACAGACAAGAUGCCAUAAUAACGGAAAGGGAUAUACUUGGAUAUGGUAAAAGUGAUUCCAAUUUAGAGUUGCUAAGCACUGCCUCAAACGAAAACAAAACUCCUCAAAAUAACAUGGACAUGAUUAAAGAUGUAAGCGUAAACUGCCAAAUCGAUCAGAUAUUAAACACGAAGGAGGAGGUAGAGCCUGAGAAAAUCAGAGGAGUGUGCUUCUGUAAGAGUGAUAAUAGCUGGACCGCCUGGUGGACUGAGAAGGGCAAGAGUAGGAAAAAGGCAUUUAAGCUUAGUCUCUAUGGUUACGAAGAGGCCAGGAAAAAGGCAAUUGAGCACAGAUUGUAUAUUGAGGAAAUAUUACCUGAGCUCAAGGAGAAAAAAGUGAAAUCCGCCAAAAGGAAACAACCCACCACGAGCACGGCCACUACCUCAAUUAAUUCAAUGGCGACAGCCAACGUAACACCAAGGACUGAUAAGGAGGAAGCGACUGCAAAAGAAGAUGGUAUUUUCAGAGGUACAAGAUAUAGGUCGAAGGAGAAGAAUGAUGAAACUGGAGUGUACUUCAAGGAGAACAUCUGGUAUGCCACAUGGAUUGAUCCGUUUGGAAUGAAAAACAUCAACUCUUUCCCUGUGACCAAGGACCUCCCUUUCCUUGCAGCCAGGAAUAAGGCUGUCAACGCCUACAAUAUGAACAGUUUUGUUACCAACGCUAAAAAAAGUAUCCAAAAUAACUACCUACAAGUCAACCCCAACCACCAAAAUUUCAUAACCCCCAACAACCACUUCAAUAACUCUGAUAGGACCAAUGAUCCUACCCUAAACACUAUGACCAAUAGCGCUGAUAGAGCGAAUAAAUACAGUAAUAUAAAUAACAACUUGAUUUACGAAAUGUCCAAAAGGAGAAAGUUAAACAUGGAAGGCCCUUUGGGCUCAAAAAUCGAUGGCUAUGAAUAUUUCAAGAACCUGGAGAAGAAAAUUGAUGAUGAAAUUGAAAGGAACAGAUUAAGAGCCAUGCAAUAUUCUGGCAUGGAAAGGGAGCCUAUACCCUCAACUCAAACGAGUCAGAACCCUCAAAUAUUCCUACAGAACGUUCAGGAAUAUAGAUCACAGGACCCAGAGAAUGUACAACAGAACGAGGGAGGAAAUAAUAGAACUGAGACCAAGCUCAACUCACACCACUGUAAAAUCAAGUUAGAAAGGUCAAUACUUGAUGAAAUCGAAAAGGCUAUUAAAAAAUCACUAACUCAGAGCUCAAAUCAGCAGUCCGAAAGCAGGACUGUUAUUGCCAAUGAAACUGAGUCAGGUGAGAAUAUAAUAGAGAAUGUUAAUGAAGAGGUUCAGUCUUCAGCAACUCACCAGGAACCUGGGGAAGAGAUUCUUACAAAUGAGGAUGGGAAACCAGACAAAUUGUUUGAAAAUGUAAACGCGCUUUGUAUUUCACACGCCGGCUUGGAUAAACAAUUUUCAGUUAGUAUUAUUCCAACUUACAUUCAGGGACCACACCAAACACAACUUCUAACGUUUGUCAUUUUAAGUUCAUAA